Molecule: messenger RNA, 1776 nt
Organism: Tigriopus californicus
Lineage: Eukaryota; Metazoa; Arthropoda; Copepoda; Harpacticoida; Harpacticidae
Gene: Tfb1
Product: general transcription factor IIH subunit 1-like
Biological process (GO): transcription by RNA polymerase II; nucleotide-excision repair; transcription by RNA polymerase I
Cellular component (GO): transcription factor TFIIH holo complex; transcription factor TFIIH core complex
Source: RefSeq, a predicted model, not a curated record
AUGAGUCGAUCGGCCGAGAAUAUCUUGGUGCAAGUGGCCAAUGUGAAGCACAAGAAGAACGAUGGCACGCUCUAUCUGAUGAGCGAGCGACUGGCUUGGAUGAUGAAGUCCAAGUCGGACGCCUUCAACAUCGUGCACAAGUACGGCGACAUCAAGACGCAGAAGAUCUCGCCCGAGGGCAAGAGCAAGAUCCAGUUGCAAAUCGUGCUCCACGAUGGCAGUUCCACGUCGUUCCACUUCGUCAAUCCCGAGGGUCAUGGAACGCAAGUGGCGGAACGAAACAAUGUCAAAGAGAUGCUGGUCCAGCUGUUGCCGCGAUUCAAGCGCAAGGUUAACAAGGAGCUGGAGGAGAAGAACCGCAUGUUGUCCGAGAAUCCCGGACUGCUGCAGUUGUACAAGGAUUUGGUCAUUACGCAGAUCAUAACCACGGAAGAGUUUUGGGCUCAGCACGCUCAGAAGGCGGUGGCAGGGGCCAAGGCCCAUGUGGGCCAAGGCGUGGGGGUGUCGGGCUCGUUUUUGGGCGACAUCAAGCCGCAAGCCGAUGGGGCCAAUGGCUUGAAGUAUAACCUGACACCGGAUAUCAUACAGUCCAUAUUCAAGACCUAUCCGGCCGUGAAGAAGAAGCAUAUGGAGAAUGUGCCCAUGAAGAUCACCGAGCAAGAGUUCUGGACCAAGUUCUUCCAAUCGCACUACUUUCAUCGGGACCGGGUGCACGGCCAUGGACUUAAGGAUAUCUUUACGGAUUGCGCCAAGGAGGACGAUAAGAGCAUCAAGGAGCAACUCAAAAGAGGUGUCAACGACACCGUGGCUAAUAUCAGUGCUUUCAGCGAUAACACCAUCGACGAAAACUACGGGGCCAGCGAGGCCGUUGUCAAGAAUGCGGCCAAUAUCGUUCAUCAGAGCAUCAUCAAGCGUUUCAAUCAGCAUUCCAUCAUGGUGAUGCGAGCCGCCGAGAGCCCUCUACCCCCUGCCGCCAAUGCGACCUCGACGACAUCGGGCGGUGCCAAUAAACCCACGGCUGUGAACAUCCACCCGCCCGCCAAUGGCUCUUCCAAAUCCGCCGCCCAGUCCGUGCCCGUCGUGGAUCCCGCCGUAGCGGGCAAACGGCUCCGGGAAAAGCUCGACUAUGAAGAUCUGGAAGCCCCGGCGCCCAAGAAGACGUCCGCCUUGAACCUGGCCAAAGUGGAACGCUAUCUCAAUGGUCCCACUCCGGCCCAACCCUCAGAGUUCCUGACCCAGGAGCAAAUCGCCCACUCGCGGCAAGUGAUACUCUCGAUGGUCCACGACUGGGAAAGUGCCAAUUGCACCCAGAUCCUGAGCCAAGCUCAAGCCGUUGGAGCUUUGGUGGAUCUCUCACCGGGCGGAAGCUUAAUGCAAAGUGGUCGACGAAACGAUUUGGCCGAUCAGUGUCCUCAAUCGGUUCAGAUCGAGCUUAGACAGUUGUACACGUCACUCUGUGAGCUGGCUCGGCAUUUCUGGGCGUGUUUCCCGCCCACCACGCCUCAGCUGCAAGACAAAGCCGCCAAGAUGUACGAGACUCUGAAAAAGUUUCAACAAGUCAAGUUGAGACCGUUCGAAAACGAGCUCGCUCGGAAUUAUACGAGUAUUAGUGGUCAGCUCACCAGUCACAUCAACCAAAUGCUCGAGUCUGCCUUCAGAAAAUACGCCUCAUGGAAACAGAAGAAAAUCCCGGGGCCAAAGAGGUGAUGCCCAUCCUAAUCUGCCAAGGUUUUCUUUUUUUAAGAUGCAGAGAAAAAUAUAUUUCAAAGAAGAAUC